Pseudoliparis swirei is the source of this 2183-nucleotide messenger RNA. Its product is annotated as dentin sialophosphoprotein-like. The transcript has 11 exons. The record is from RefSeq and is a predicted model, not a curated record. NCBI's taxonomy places the organism in Eukaryota, Metazoa, Chordata, Actinopteri, Perciformes, Liparidae. Bases 16 to 2082 code for a protein of 688 amino acids.
UGGACGCUUGCUGUAAUGGCUGCACGGAAGGAGAAUUCACUGUCUCUUGAACAUCUUACCGGCCCAAAAAGAAACACUUUCACAAAACAAAAAGAGCACAGGCUAAAAAUAAGCAGGGGGAUGCAGCUGCAACAAUGUUGGCAGGAGCUAAAGCAGAGACAGUUUACAGCCCAACAAAACAACAAGCAGCUGCUGCAGCAGUUUGAAGAGGCCCAGGACACACUGGCAGAGAUGUUAACCCUCACUGCGACCAUGAAAACUAUUCGGAUGGAGUAUGAACGGUACCUGGAGAGCUGCCCCCGCUGGCAGCAGCAACUCAAGGAGAAAACACAGGCUGCUCAGAUAAAGAUUUAUCAUCGUAAAACAACGCGUCAUCCACAGAGGACGGAGUCUUUGAGGUCAUGUCUAAAGAACACAGAGGAACGAGAGACAGCAACGUCUGCAGAUCAACCGUUACCGUCUCAAGGCUCCACCACAAUGAACCACAAUAUUGCUGCACACCCAAAGCACUACAGUCCAAACAGCCACUUACAUUACAACCAAGACAGCCCUCAUCUCUCCUCUGUGCAGUCUUCCUGGCAGACCCGCCUUCAAUCCCAGACGGCCAGCUUUCCUAUCAGAGCGCUUCAUCAACCUCAGUGUUCCUCUCAUGUCCCUCCAUAUAUCUCAACACAUCCUCACGCAUUGCAGCUCCACCUCAACUCCUCACCCAGUAAUCAACAUCCCAGACCCCCACAGCCCGACUACCCCUGGUCCUGGGCUGCUGGUGCAGCUGGGAUCCCUUCUUGCUCUGAGGCUCUGUGGGGUCAGCUCUACACGGAGCAGCUUCCUCCACACGUGAGGGCAGCGCAGGUGGUGGGGGAGGAGGCGGACACAAGCUCAAAGAGAGAGAGAGGUGGUGGGAGCAGGAGCAGUCGUUUAUCCCAGGAGCUGGAUGUCAAACCAGUUCGUCUGUCCGGUGGUUUCACAGAAAGCAGUGAGAGCACCAGGGAGCCCGGCCAGGUGAGCACAGAGAACAGAAAGAAGAGGGAGGGAGGACGUUCACUGUCUUCUUCCUCAGACAGCCAAGGAUGCAUUUCUCAGGACUCAUCUAGGUCUUCCAGUGUCAUCGUCAUCGCUGCAGUCAAAGUGGUCCAACGCUCAGAAAGUGACGCCUCAUCUAAGAAAAGCAGAACCAGCACAAGGAGGAGAAUGAGAAGUGGGGGGCUUGCUGUCGGAUCGCCAAGGGAGGAGAAGGGAAGCAAGGGAGACGAGCAAGGGAGUCACAACGAGGAGAGUCAGUCGACUAGCGAGGAGUUAGGGAGUCAAAUUGAGGAAUCCAGAAGUGAAAACGCAGAGGAUCGAAACCUUGAUGAUACAUCAGAACACUGUGGAGAGGAGUCUGGAUCCCAGAAGGAGGAAGAAACAGGAAGUGAUAGUAUAAAGAUUGAAAACGGAGGUGGAGAUGAAAUAGAAAAGCAGGCGAGUAGCAGCUCACAAGAAAGCAAUGUCGGAGAAAAGGAUGAGGAAGAUCUAGAUGGAGAAGAUGAAUACAGUCAGAUGGAUGAAGACCAAGAGGAGAGAGAUGGGGAGGAGGAUCGUGAGGCUGCUGAGAGGAAGAAUGCAACAGAGGAUGACGAGGAGACUGGAGCAGAGGAUGAGGAGCAGAAUUCAGAGGAUGAAGAAAUGGACGAGAGUGACAGAGGUGAAGACAACAUGGAGGACAGGGAGUCAGAUGAAGAGGAACAGCGAGAAGACUUAGCAGAACCAGAGGAGAGCGACUCAGACGACAGCAUCAUCUCACCCCAAGACAAGUCUAAAAAGAUGCACAUUAUUCCAGAGGCAAGUGAAGAAGAUGAGAAGGAAGAGGAGAGCAAAACAGGAUCCUCUGACGAUGACUCGAAUGAGAUCAGCGAUGAAGACGAUGUUGAGAAUCUACUUGCACCUCAAGAACUAUCGGAGAAAAAAGAAGAAAAGGACUUGAGAGCAGAUGAGCAACCCAAAGCAAUGUGUGACAACGUGGAGAUUUUCCAAGUGGAGCUGGACAAAUCAACAAAGUCUGACCACCCAAGUGACUCGGAGUUUGACGACUUUUAUGCUUAAAUGUUUCAUAUUAGAUACAACUUCUGAAAAAGAAGGUCUGUAAUGUUCUAUUGUUGAUAGUUUUGUUUUCAGAUGUUUGAUAAAAGAUUGAUAUAUAUACA